AUGGGGGACUUCUUGAGGGGAUACAAGUUCUGGGAGGCUGACACGGUAAGGAAUCUUCCCUUCUGUCGGCUCUUUGUCAGACGCCCCAGCAUUGCUCAGAGGCAGGAGUAUCAGGAUGAGCUACGUCCAAGUGAGUGUCCUGCUGACUAUGCCAACGUCAGGGGGCAAGACUCCCUGUUCCCUCAAGGUCCAUCUAGCUGGACCAAGCGAGCCGACCGCCUGGGAGCCUUAGCUAAGCCGCCUCACGGCCGGCUGAGGGCUGCUUCUGGCCACGGGAGUUUCGCACUUGAGCGAUGGGCCCUCCUGGGGUCUCCGGAGCGCCGGGGACGCAGCCACUCCCACGCCGACGGAGGGAGGGCGCCUUUUUCCAGACACCUGGCGCUGCCGCUGCUGCUGCUGCCGCUGCUGCCCGCGCCCCGCGCCGCCGCCCGGGCCCCGCGCUUCGACCCCACCUGGAAGUCCCUGGAUGCCCGCCCGCUGCCCGCCUGGUUCGACCAGGCCAAGUUCGGCAUCUUCGUCCACUGGGGGGUGUUCUCCGUGCCCAGUUUCGGGAGCGAGUGGUUCUGGUGGUAUUGGCAAGAGAAAAAGAUACCAGCGUAUGUGAAGUUUAUGGAAAAUAAUUACCCUCCUAAUUUCAAAUAUGAGGAUUUUGGACCACUAUUUACAGCCCAGCUUUUUAAUGCGAGCCACUGGGCAGAUGUUUUUCAGGCUUCUGGUGCCAAAUACACUGUCUUAACUUCCAAACAUCAUGAAGGCUUUGCCCUGUGGGGCUCAAAGUAUUCAUGGAACUGGAAUGCGGUAGAUGUGGGGCCAAAGAGGGACCUUGUCAAGGAGCUUGAGGCAGCCAUUAGGAACAGGACUGGCCUUCGCUUUGGACUGUACUAUUCCCUCUUUGAAUGGUUUCAUCCACUCUUCCUUGAGGAUAAGUCCAGGUCAUUCCAUCAGCAACAGUUUCCAGUUUCUAAGACGCUGCCAGAGCUCUACGAGCUGGUGAACAAGUAUCGGCCGGAGGUCCUGUGGUCGGAUGGUGACGGAGAUGCCCCUGAUGACUACUGGAACAGCACGGUCUUCCUAGCCUGGCUGUAUAACCAAAGCCCCGUUCGGGCCACGGUUGUCACCAAUGACCGCUGGGGACUUGGUACCAUCUGUAAGCAUGGAGGUUAUUAUACCUGUGAUGAUCGUUAUCACCCAGGACAUCUUCUGCCCCAUAAGUGGGAAAACUGCAUGACAAUAGACAGGCUCUCCUGGGGUCACAGGAGAGAUGCCGGACUCAGUGACUAUCUUACAAUCGAAGAACUGGUGAAGGAACUUGUAGAAACAGUUUCAUGUGGAGGAAAUCUUUUAAUGAAUAUUGGGCCCACACACGAUGGCACAAUUCCUGUAAUUUUUGAGGAGCGAUUGAGGCAAAUGGGGGCCUGGCUAAAGGUCAAUGGAGAGGCUAUUUAUGAAACCCACCCUUGGAGGUCCCAGAGGGAUGUCACCCCAGACGUGUGGUACACAUCCAAACCUAAACAGAAAUUGGUCUAUGCCAUAUAUCUUAAAUGGCCGACAUCAAGACAUCUGUUUCUUGGCCAACCCAUCGCUACUCUGGGGGCAACAGAGAUUAAACUACUGGGACAUGGACAGCCACUUAACUGGACUUCUUUGAAGCCAAACGGCAUACUGGUAGAACUGCCACAUCUCACCUUUGAUCAGAUGCCCUGUAAAUGGGGCUGGACUCUAGCAUUAACUAAUGUGAUCUAAUUUGCAGCAGAGUGGUUGAUGCAGCAGGUACAUUGAAGACUAGAGAAUAUCAGGUUUCCAUAAUUGUAGCACAUAGAGAAAGAAAAUGGAAAAUCGGCCAAGGACAGUCAAGUAUUUAGGGAAUUCAGCCUUUUCCCCUCUUACUCCUUAUGUUUUUUUCUCCUACACUACCCAUGUAAUUGUUUUAUGUCUCCAGUGAACUUUGCCAUUGAAGUCUCUUCAAAUAAAUUCCAUGUGUGAUUAA
Suricata suricatta (meerkat) is the source of this 1987-nucleotide messenger RNA. RefSeq names its product alpha-L-fucosidase 2 (gene FUCA2). The record is from RefSeq and is a predicted model, not a curated record. Bases 1 to 1743 code for a protein of 580 amino acids. Lineage: Eukaryota; Metazoa; Chordata; Mammalia; Carnivora; Herpestidae. Gene Ontology annotation, biological process: fucose metabolic process; glycoside catabolic process. Gene Ontology annotation, molecular function: alpha-L-fucosidase activity. Gene Ontology annotation, cellular component: lysosome. The transcript is spliced from 10 exons.